This is a messenger RNA of Anguilla rostrata (American eel), 4937 nucleotides long. RefSeq names its product usherin. Bases 2051 to 2419 code for a protein of 122 amino acids. The transcript has 5 exons. The record is from RefSeq and is a predicted model, not a curated record. Lineage: Eukaryota; Metazoa; Chordata; Actinopteri; Anguilliformes; Anguillidae.
AUCUACAAUUGUGGAGUACAGAGCCAAAUCAAGAAAAACUAUGUCUUUGUCCCAAAUAUUAUGCCACUGUAUAUAUACUGAACAAAAAUAUAACGCAACACUUCUAUUUUUGCAUCCAUUUUUAAUGCAUUUAAAUAAUACCUCAAAGAUUUGUUCUAUGUGCACAAAGAUCUUAUUUCUCUCAAAUGUUGCCCACACAUUUGUUUAUAUCACUGUUAGCUAGAAUUUCUCCUUUGUCAAGAUAAUCCAUCUCCUGCACAGGUGUGGCAUAUCAAGAUGCUGAUUAAAAGCCAUGAUCACACACAGGUGUUCCAUAUGAUAGGGUCAAUAAAAGGCCACCCUAAAAUGUUGAGCUUUUUGUUGUUCAACACCAUGUCACAGAUGCCUCAACAGUUAAGAGAUCAUGCAUUUGACAUGCUGACUGCAGGAAUGUCCUGUAGAGAGUAAUGGGUGUUUAUUUCUCCACCAUAAGCCGCCUCCAGUGUCGUUUCAGAGAUUUUGGAAGUUUGUCCAACAGGCCUCACAACCGCAGACCAUGUGUAACCACGCCAGCCCAGGACCGCCACUUCUUCACCUGCGGGAUUGUCUGAGGCUAGACACACGGACAGCUGAUGAAAGAGUUUCUUUACACAACCGUAGAAUUUCUGCACAAACUGUCAGAAAUCGCCUCAGGGAAGCUCAUCUGCCUGCUCGACGUCCUCACCGAGGUCUUGAUUUGUCUGCAGUUCAGCGUCACAAUUCGACGUGAGUGGGCAAGAGCUCACCUUCGAUGGCCACUGGCACGCUAGAGAACGGUCCUCUUCACUGAUGAAUCAUGGUUUCAUCAGUAGCUUAUAAAAUCUUAUAAAUCUUAUAAAAUUUCACAAAGUACCAAUACAAAGGAUUAAUUUUAAACUAUUCACAAGAUUAACUUUAAAAAAAUGUUAUAUCCAUCCAUUAUCUAUACCCGCUUAUCCUGAGCAGGGUCGCAGGGGGUGCUGGAGCCUAUCCCAGCGUGCAUUGGGUGAGAAGCAGGAAUACACCCUGGACAGGCCGCCAAUCUAUCACAGGGCACACACACCAUUCACUCACAGACUUAUACCUAUGGGCAAUUUAGAGUCUCCAAUUAGCCUACCUGCAUGUCUUUGGACUGUGGGAGGAAAUCAGAGUACCCAGAGAAAACCCACGCGGACAUGGGGAGAACAUGCAAACUCCACACUGAAAGGCCCCAAGCCGAGAUUCGAACCCACAACCUUCUUGCUGUGAGUCGACAGUGCUACCCACUGCACCACCGGUGCCGCCUAAUUGGUUUUAUAAUUCAGAAAUUAAUUGCAACUAAACCUCAAAAGUGUAACAGCAAGGAAAAUGAGGAUAAAGGAAGCAUGAGAAAUCACACACAAAUGGUAGCAUGAAAAUGUGAAAUAUUAUAAUCAAGACAAUUCAAAACAAGGUUAUCAGAAAAACCCAGAAAAUGAAACUAAACUGAAAAUGCCAUUAAUUUAAAAGCAUUCAAGUUCUCUAGGGUGGAAUGCUUGUGCUCUUUUUGGGGUGUUGUUGAGUUCUUGAAAACAUAAUUUUCAUGAACCAUGUAGUAGUUUCUCCACUAUUAUGUCUGAUGUAUGUGUGAUUGUAUCACAUUCCUUAACAGAGUACACUGGAUAAUGUAUAAAUGAAAGCCUUCCAAACUAUGUGAGAUGUUCAAAUUAAUCUGCAUAAACAUUUUAUUUGAAAAAAUUGAUUGUUUGGAAUAAUACCGCUUUGUUUUGCCUUGGAAAAGAUAAACCUCAUUCAGUUGAUAUUCUACAUCAAAUUGGUAUUAGUCAUUCUAUUUUCAUCUUAAUUAUUUAUUAAGAAAACAGCUGAACUCAAACCAGGAAGGUUCUGUCAGUGUGUAAUAUCAUUCUCUAAUGCUCCACAGGAUGGGCUGCCCUGUUCUGUGAGACUGCUGGGCAGCCUUCUUAUUUCAGACAGCAUUCACCAGGGCGGUGGGAGUACCAGCACUCCCAAUACCAAAUACAACACGGAAACUGGCACUGAUAUUAUCAAGCCCACAUCUGGGGGGAAAGUGGGCAUGAAGGAGUCUGUACCAAAGUUUUACUAUGAACUGUGGUUCAUCAUCCUGAUGGCUGGCCUGGGCCUGAUCCUGUUAGCCAUCUUCCUGGGCCUACUACUACAUAAGGCUUUGAAAAAGCCCCCCUUCACCAGAGAGCGUCCCCCACUGGUGCCUCUGCCCCUGCAAAAGAGAAGCCCAAUAGGGGUCUACCCCCCCAGUGACUCGUACUUGGCGCUGAUUUCCCAGCAUUCAGGAGGAUCUAGAGAGCCAAUUUAUCUGCUGAGGAUGAUACACACCAUCCGAAUAAGAGAAGAUUUGGAUAGCAGGGAGACGGCUCCAUCUGGUCUGGGGAGGAGAGAGCACAGAAGACCAUGGGGACCAGCCUAGGUCUAGACACCAAUGUCCAUUGGUUUGGCUGGGGAUGCCUGAGGUAGGAAAGCCUUAUCCUCUUCAUUCACCAGUCCCUGAGAGGAACAGCAGCCCUGGAUGUCCUGCUCAUUCAUUGUGGCAGGAACAACUUCAGCAAGAUCAAGAGCCUGGAUCUCAUCACAGGAAUGAAGUGGGAACUGCAAAUCCUCCAUCAUCUAUUACCAGGGACCAAGAUCUUCCGGUCUGGGAUCACCCAGCGACGUUGGUGGGGGACUGCUAAUCCGGGGAAUUUGCAAAAAAAAAAGUGAGGAUGUGGGUGAACAAUGUCAUGGCUACAUUUAUUCAUAAUUUAGGUGCCAUUUUUUGUCCCACAUCCUCAGAUAAAAUUAGAAAAUGAUGAUGCUUAUUUAUUAAGGAUUUCCCAUUUCCCAUGGGAAAAGUAUAUCGUUUUCAAGAAAAGUAUACAUUCCCUUAAAGACUGAAUCCGGGGGAGUAGAAGGUGCUUUUCCCUGCUCAAUUUUAGCAGUUUCUCCAAUCCUGGAUUUAGCUUUUAAUGGAGCAGGGUCUUUUUAUGAAAUAGGUCAUUUCAAGAUUUUCAAGCUUUAUGUGAUGAUUUUUAUCAUUUUUUAAUUUCUGCCUUUUAUUAGUAAUCUUUAGACUUUAUUCAGCAAACUCGCCCUGCUCUUCCUCAUCCCUGACCCUCAUCUUCCCUUUCCUUCAUCUCCCCUUUUUUCCCCACAACUUGUCCUCUCUAGCCAUGCCAACCCAUGGCCUUCCUUAUCUCCUUCUCCCUAAGAUGGAUGUAGCUGUCUGAUCUGCAAAUAGUUUUUCAUUUUCCAUUUUCAAGUUUUGCGUUUCCUCUACAUUGACUUACAAUUAGGUGUUCAAAAACCUAAUUGGGAACCUAUUGAUUAACCUCAGUCUUUUGAUUAAAAAAAGUUAAAUCUGUAAAGACUUGCACACUCACUUGAUGCUCCAAAAAUAUAAUAGUAGCCUAGUUAUUUAGCAGGUAUUAUUAGCUGGGUAAUGUUAGCUAGAUAGAUAGCCAAAUGGCUUGGAAGCUGAAGUUGCUAACUCUUUUAGAAUACUGGACUACCCAAUAUAGCAAAUAAGAAUUAGUUGGUGACAGUAGGUUAUGGUACGUACGCUAUACGCUAUGUUAUAGGCUACGCUAUACACUAUGUUAACUAAUUUGGCGAAGUGAAAGAGUACACAUGACUUAGCUACCGAAAAUAAAACUGCAGAGAAGGAUUAUUCGAUUGUUGAUUAGUGCGGAUGUAAGCAGCACACACCAUAAUGAAUUCAGCAUGAUAUAAAACAGGAUGUUUGCAUUAGCCAUAGACAUUAGUUGACUUCACACAGGUAACAGGAAGACAACGGGUCACAGUUGCAAUGUCAAAGUCAUCUCACUCCCAGUGACCAUAGAUUGUAGCCAGGGACUAACAGUGUCUCAUUAGUCCACAAAAAUGUAAUAAGAGUGCCCAAAUGACACAAUAAAUUAAUAAAUCAGCUCAUGGAGAGACAUAAGACGACAAAAUACACUGAUUGUGACUACAUGUUCUUGUGGGAAAGAAUUAUUGACUUUGUAUUUUGACCGCAUUUGUACCAUUGACUUACUUUGAAAACGGGGUCUGAAAUACCUAUACUGGACCCAGCUGCAGUGGCGCUAGUGAGCAAAGUCCCUCAACAAGACCAGGAAGUUAGCUUCAAAAAUGGAGUGACAAGCCUAUUUUCUGUUAUUUUGGGAAGAUGUUUUAUAUUCCUCUUUCAGCUAAUCAUUUACAUUUGUUGGUUUGUUCCUCCUCUGAAUAUUCCUCAGUUGGUAUUCUACCUGAAGCCAGUCAAUUGACUUUUAGUAAAUGAAUGAUUAACACUGCCAUCCACCAAUACCUUCUUAGAAAUGGUUGCUUCCUCCGACAUCUAUCUCUGACACUGUCUGCAAUAGUAUAGUCUAGCUGGUAGUGAAAAAAAACUAGCUAGCUACGAAUUACAAAGCUUCUGUAGGUGCUUAAAUGCUGCUGCUGGGGAACUUGAAUCACUGUGUGAUUCAAGUCACCUUUGAUCUUAGAACGCAUGCCAGCAUGGAAGAUAUGGAAAAUCCUAGCCGUCUUUGGUUUAGGCUACAAAGUUUGAUUACUUUGUAAUUGGCAAGAAACGAGUAGCUUAUGUUUCUAUUUGUGUGCGCUCUGUGAAUUGUUUGUGUGCAUAUGCGAGCUUGUCAGUGUUUGCUGUCCCCGAUCUUUCAUAAUAUCAUGAGCACAUUCACAUUCAUCAGGAGAAAAAAAAGUAUAAUGUACAGUAUAUGCAAUUUUUUUUCUGGAUUGGGUGUGUUUGAGGCCCUGUUUGGAAGAGGCCCUGUGUGUUUCAAACUCACUGUUUCCUGGGUGUGUUUCAAACCUGGCAACACUGCUGUAAACAGUACGGACAAGUGUGGCUAAGUUGCACAAACAGUACUAGGGAUACAGAAAAAUGUGAUUACUGCACAAAAAUAAUUUAAUGCAAGGGACUAAAUAUGUGGAACACAGCAAAGCAUGGC